Messenger RNA from Amphibalanus amphitrite, 2805 nucleotides. RefSeq lists its product as uncharacterized. NCBI's taxonomy places the organism in Eukaryota, Metazoa, Arthropoda, Thecostraca, Balanomorpha, Balanidae. The record is from RefSeq and is a predicted model, not a curated record. The transcript is spliced from 3 exons. Bases 180 to 2372 code for a protein of 730 amino acids.
GUGGCGGCCGUCAUUACCAGGAGGUCCGUCUCGCCGGCGUCCGCCUCACAUCGCAGGAGGUAGCGGAGGCGCGCGCACGGUCCGGUGCGCAGUGUCCGACCGGUCAGCGGUCAGUCGUCGGUCAGCGGUCAGCGGUCGGUCAGCGUCAGUCAGCGGUCAGGGAGCGGAGCACCGACACCAUGAGGGCUCUCGUCCUUCUGGCGGUGCUGCUCGGAUCGGCGGCCGGUCCUCGUGUGGUGGCUGCCGAAAAGAGCAGCCGGCGAGCAGACGAUGCGGGAGGCUUCGGUUUCAACCCCUGGCAGCUCAUGAGCACGGUGAUCAACAUGGACGGCGUCAACAUGCAGAUCAUGGAGAACUCCAGCUUCCGCGGCGAAUCGCCCUUCGCAAAGCAGCGCCUCCUGAGCAGCAGCCAGGGCGACGACAGCGAGAAGGUGCCGCUCGACAAGCUGGCCGACAUGAUCGCCGACAUCAUCGCCAAGGAGAUGAAGAACGCUGGCGUCAAUGGUGACGACCUCGAUCAGUUCAUUGCCAACAACACCAGUCAGGACAGCGGAGACGAGCAGUUCCCCAAGGACGAUGAUAAGACAGAGGACGACAACGCGAAAACGACAGGCGACGACCAGGGAAGCGCUGGACCGAAUGAUAAAUUCAGCGGUCUGAUGCAGCUUUCAGCGCCUUCUCCCAGCGACGGCGAUCCGUCCAUCCCGCAAGGUGGCGGACCUGACGUGUUCGGCAACGGCACAGACUACUUCACCUGGCUGGAGGACGUCUUGAAGAAGCUCCACGACAAGUUGGCCGAAGACGGCAGCGUCGCCGACGACACGGCUCUAAAUGAGCGCCCCGGACAGAUGGAUGGAAAGCCGACUGGGGACCAUGUCCUCAGGGCUUCAAAGCCUGGGCCUGGGGCCAUCGCCAAAUUCGCUUCAUUCAUACGCGACUUCCGUUAUCAGAACAGCACAAUUAUCGGAGGCCAGCCGCAGCCACCACAGGUGGUCCCUAAAGCCUUUAGUCAUCUUCUCGGUGCUCCUAUGGACAAGGCUGAUGCCAGUACUAAGGCGCCUGCCCCCUCUCCUGGAGCCAUUGCCAACUUUGCUUCAUACAUCCGUGACUUCCGCUACCAGAACAGCACGCUGAUCGGAGGCCAGCCUCAGCCACCGAAGCUGGUCCAUAAGGCCUUGACUCAUCUUCUUGGUGCCCCCAUGGACAAAGCCGAUCCCAGUACUAAAGCGCACGACGAUUGGAAGGACUCUGAGGACAAGCACGGAGGAUUCGACAACAUCCCAAAGGCGGUGCCGAUGAUCGUCAUGUCCGGCAACACCUACAUCAAUGACGUUGGAACCUUCCGCAACACGUAUCAGUACGGCAAGCUUCCUGUACGUGUUCGCACUAUCGAGCCAAACGGAAACGACUCCGGUCUGGAGUUGGACGACUCUUCGGGAAACAAAAAACUCCAGUCAAGCAAACAUGACGGAGAUACGAGAGGACAACGACGCAUCAUGAGACUUUCGGCACAAGACCUGCAUGGUAAGGAUGACGGCAACACCUACAAUGGAGAAGUCCAUGGCCACGAUGACGGCAACACGUACAAUGGAGAGGUCCAUGGACACGAUGACGGCAACACGUACAACGGCGAAGUGCAUGGACACGAUGACGGCAACACGUACAAUGGAGAGGUUCACGGACACGAUGAUGGAAACACCUACAACGGAGAGGUUCAUGGACAUGAUGACGGUAACACCUACAAUGGAGGCCAUGAUGACGGCGGUACGUCAGGAAGUGGCAUCGUCCAUGGCCAUGAUGAUGGAAACACGUAUGCCGGUGACAUGCACGGCCACAACAACGGCGGAGGCAGUCGAGCCAUCCUCAAAUCCAUCUGGGACAUCUUCCAUGGACACGACGACGGUGAGACCAACAACAGUCCCGUCCACGGGCACGACGAUGGUCAAACUAACAACAGUCCAGUCCACGGUCACGACGAUUCGUCUUCAGCGCAAGACGACGGUGAGACCAACAACAGCCCCGUACACGGACAUGACGACGGGCAAACCAACAACAGUCCCGUACACGGCCAUGGUGAUUCCUCUUCUGUUCACGGACAUGACGACGGUGAAACCAACAAGAGUGCCGUCCACGGCCACGGCGACGGUCAAACCUACAACAGACCAGUCCACGGCCACGACGACGGCGGGCGUAUGCGCGCAUCGGCCGACGUUUCGGGGGCUGGCGGUGGACGCAGCAACAGCCUCACGAUGAUGGGUGUCACGCUCAUAGUGAUGGGCACGGCAGCCGUCAUCCUGGUUAUAAUGGGCGUCGUCACCGCCCACAAGAUGAGGAUCGGCAAAUUCCGCAGACAAGAUUACAUCGUCGUCUAGGGAGCAUUGCACGCAGCGUCAGAAGGGCAAGAGACUGUUGCUGCGUCCGAUGUUUGGAGCUCAGGUGCCCUUAGCGUUGUUGAACCAGUGCAUUUGACGGCCGCCUGUACCAGCCUGAGGUUGUGAUAGCCAGAGCUCGCCUCAUGACCGGACCAACUCCGGCAUGACAUUUACUUGCACAUUAAUGAUGGUUAAUUGGUAUAGUUCACUGCCCCCGUGCAGGGCCUCGAAGAGCUACAUAAACAUAUCUUGACGCUGACUCGUGACAUUCCUUUUUGUGCCGUUAAAUAUGUAAUGCGUAACCAUUAAUAAAAAGGUGUCAUGGCUUUUCUCCUUAUCCACUGUAUAACCGUGCUCACUGGGAUAUAGGAGAACAUAUGUAAAAGUGAUGGUCUGUUUUUUUUUUUAGAAAUACAUUUUUGACCUGAUUAAA